AUGUCACUUGUCCGGCCCUUAAGAGUAUUGCUUUUGGGUGCACCGGGAUCUGGAAAGGGAACUCAAACUUCGAGGUUACUUAAACAAUUUCCUACUCUCAAUUCCCUAUCGUCGGGAGAUGUCUUGCGAACUCAGAUCUCGUUGGCCACUGAUCUUGGUAAAAAAGCUUCAAGUUACAUUGAAAAGGGACAAUUGGUACCUGAUAGCGUAAUGGUGAGCUUAAUAACGCAUCAAUUGAAUGCAUCUAGUUGGCUUCACAAGGAUGCCAGCUGGUUGCUCGACGGGUUUCCCAGAACCAUAAAUCAGGCGGAUGCCCUAGAUAAAGUGUUGAGCAAAUCAAAUUCGAGUCUAAACCUUGUAAUAGAGCUAGAUGUUGAUCAGAAGGUUAUUUUACAAAGAAUUGAAGCGAGGUGGGUUCAUAUCCCCAGUGGAAGAGUUUAUAACUUAGACUAUAAUCCUCCAAAGAUUCCUUUUAAAGAUGACGUUACUGGGGAGCCAUUGUCAAAAAGGGUCGACGAUACUGCUGAAGUCUUUCAGAAAAGGCUUGAUCUUUACAAUACCGAGAUUAAGCCUUUGAGAAAGUUUUAUUCAGAUAAAGGCAUAUUAGAAGUUGUAUCUGGUGCCACCUCUGAUAUUAUUUUCCCAAAAAUAAGAAAGAUGGUGAUAGAUAAAUUCUGCAAAUGA
Priceomyces carsonii is the source of this 684-nucleotide messenger RNA. Its product is annotated as adenylate kinase. NCBI's taxonomy places the organism in Eukaryota, Fungi, Ascomycota, Pichiomycetes, Serinales, Debaryomycetaceae. The transcript has a single exon. The record is from RefSeq and is a predicted model, not a curated record. The coding region runs from base 1 to 684 and encodes 227 amino acids. Gene Ontology annotation, biological process: nucleobase-containing compound metabolic process. Gene Ontology annotation, cellular component: mitochondrion; cytoplasm. Gene Ontology annotation, molecular function: ATP binding; AMP kinase activity.